GCAACAACGUUGCACUGUUUUGUAGAACUUUAUCAUUUUUCGACGUUUACCGGAUUUUUUUUUCCUGUACCGGAUUUCCCUUUUACCCCCUCAAAAAAAAAGAUCAUCUACUACUUCCCCUUCCAACAACCAGACCAGCUCAAUCUACUGCGCGUCAUCGAUGUGCGGCUGCGAACGGCUCCGUGUUCGCACGAUCGACCGGCGAUGCCUGCUUGUAAUUUCCCGCGAAACGCGCUCGUUUUCCCUGGCGCCCGUUCCGACGAUUACGCGAUUUUGUUGAUUUGCAGCUCGCCAGUGUGUCGCCAUGGGAAUUCACGGGCUCGCCAAGCUGAUAGCCGACCAGGCUCCGGGCUCCAUAAAAGACCAAGAAAUGAAGAACUACUUUGGGAGGAAGAUUGCUAUUGAUGCCUCUAUGUGCAUCUACCAGUUUUUGAUUGCCGUCCGGCAGGAUGGCAAUGUGCUGCAAAAUGAAGAUGGAGAAACCACAAGCCACCUGAUGGGAAUGUUCUACAGGACAAUCCGCAUGCUUGAGCACGGCAUCAAACCUGUCUACGUUUUUGAUGGCAAGCCCCCACAGCUCAAGUCUAGUGAGCUGGAGAAGAGAGGAGAAAGGAGGGCAGAAGCUGAAAAGAUGCUUGUUCAAGCACAGGAAAUAGGAGAGCAGGAGAACAUUGAAAAAUUCACCAAACGUCUGGUCAAAGUCACCAAGCAGCACAAUGAUGAGUGCAAGACACUGCUGACCCUGAUGGGGGUGCCCUACAUCGAGGCACCCUGUGAGGCAGAAGCUAGCUGCGCUGCCCUGGUUAAAGCAGGAAAGGUCUUUGCCACGGCUACAGAAGAUAUGGACGGUCUUACAUUUGGGACAGGUGUCCUACUCAGACACCUUACUGCCAGUGAAGCAAAGAAACUUCCUAUCCAGGAGUUCCACUUUAAUCGCAUUCUCCAAGAUAUUGGUCUGAGCAAUGAACAGUUCAUAGACCUGUGUAUUCUAUUGGGCUGUGACUACUGUGGAACCAUAAAGGGCAUCGGCCCCAAGAAAGCCAUUGAUCUGAUUAAGCAGCACGGCUCCAUUGAACAGAUUCUGGAAAACAUUGACUGCAAUAAGUACCCUCCUCCAGAGGACUGGCUGUACAAGGAGGCUAGGGCUUUGUUUUUGAAUCCAGAUGUGGUGGACUGUUCCACGGUGGAGCUGAAAUGGAGUGAGCCUGAUGAAGAUGGGCUUGUUAAGUUCAUGUGCGACGAGAAACAAUUCAGUGAGGACAGGAUCCGCAAUGGCUUUAAGAAGAUUGUGAAGAGCAGGCAAGGCAGCACACAGGGGCGACUGGACUCCUUCUUCACUGUUACUGGAUCACUGUCCUCUAAGCGCAAGGAACCUGAAAUAAAAGGCUCUGCAAAAAAGAAACAGAAGAUCGGAUCCACCAAAGGCAAAUUUAAGAAGGGCAAAUAGACUGCAAAGAGGAAACGAGGUAAAGCAGAAAGAAGAUACAGAAACUGUUGUAGAGUAUGUCAAUUCAGUCUGGAGAUGUAUAGUGUACAUGACCAAACAAUGUUUUUUGUUUUUGUUUUUUUUGUUUUUUUGGGGGGGGGGGUGUUUUUUUUUUUCAUAUUGAAAAAUGUGUAAGAACUGGGAACAUCUUAAUGAUUUGAGAAGUUUAAUGAAGAUGAGGUUUUAUCAGUCUUGUUUUCUGUUAUGGAAUAAAGGUAACUAUGA
Messenger RNA from Lampris incognitus (smalleye Pacific opah), 1711 nucleotides. It is a transcript of the gene fen1, whose product is annotated as flap structure-specific endonuclease 1. Gene Ontology annotation, molecular function: RNA-DNA hybrid ribonuclease activity; magnesium ion binding; 5'-3' exonuclease activity. Gene Ontology annotation, cellular component: nucleus. The transcript has 12 exons. The coding region runs from base 305 to 1447 and encodes 380 amino acids. Lineage: Eukaryota; Metazoa; Chordata; Actinopteri; Lampriformes; Lampridae. The record is from RefSeq and is a predicted model, not a curated record.